AUGCAAGCGCAAAUAAUAAUAAUCUUGACCUUAGUCUCAUGUGAAAUUCACGGGGGAAUCCAUCAGCAUUUGUGCAGAGUUCAAUUUAACGGGAUCACGGAAGGAAAACCGUUCCGAUAUAAAGAUCAUAGGAAUGAUGUAUAUUGUUCUUAUUUGGGAAUUCCUUAUGCCGAACCGCCUAUUGGACCAUUACGAUUUCAGUCUCCAAAACCAAUAUCAAAUCCCAAAACAGGAUUCGUACAGGCUCGGACUUUAGGAGACAAAUGUUUCCAGGAAAGUCUAAUAUAUUCUUAUGCAGGAAGCGAAGAUUGCUUAUAUCUGAAUAUAUUUACACCAGAGACUGUUAAUUCUGCGAACAAUACAAAAUAUCCUGUAAUGUUUUGGAUCCACGGAGGCGCAUUCAAUCAAGGAUCAGGAUCUUAUAAUUUUUUUGGACCUGAUUAUUUAAUCAGAGAAGGAAUUAUUUUGGUGACUAUCAACUAUAGAUUAGGAGUUUUCGGCUUUCUAUCAGCGCCUGAAUGGGAUAUCCAUGGAAAUAUGGGUCUAAAAGAUCAGAGACUGGCACUAAAAUGGGUUUACGACAAUAUCGAAAAAUUUGGUGGAGACAAAGAUAAGAUCACUAUAGCUGGAGAAUCUGCUGGAGCAGCAAGUGUCCAUUUUCUGAUGAUGGACAACUCGACUAGAAAAUAUUACCAGAGAGCUAUUUUGCAGAGUGGGACUUUGCUUAAUCCGACUGCUAAUCAAAUUCAACCUCUGCAUCACAAUUAUGCAGAUCGUUUUAUACAGAUGAGAAUUCACAUGUACCAAGAAUCGAACCUUGAGGAACACCAAGCUUCAUAUUGA
Messenger RNA from Ctenocephalides felis (cat flea), 843 nucleotides. RefSeq names its product venom carboxylesterase-6-like. Bases 1 to 843 code for a protein of 280 amino acids. Lineage: Eukaryota; Metazoa; Arthropoda; Insecta; Siphonaptera; Pulicidae. The record is from RefSeq and is a predicted model, not a curated record. The transcript is spliced from 7 exons.